AUGCUGGAUGAUCAAGUACCUAUGGAGGUUCAGUGUGCAGAGGAGGGCCCAGUACCUGCGAUCUCCAGAGCAGAGCCGGGAGACCAGCCACAGCCCAUCUCCAAGGUGGGGCGCUGGUGCUCUGUACGACGUGGCUGUGCGGUGCUGGGAGCCCUGGGACUGCUGGCUGGUGCAGGUGUCGGCUCAUGGCUCCUGGUACUGUAUCUGUGGCCAGAUGCCUCUCAGCCCAUUUCUGGGACCUUGCAGGAUGAGGAGAUGAUGUUGAACUGCUCAGGGGCCAGCAAUGAGGAAGUUCUGCUCCCUUCAAUUCCCAAAGCAGUGUCUUUCAGAAUAAAUAGUGGGGACUUCUUGCUGGAAGUGAAGAUGAGAGCCCGUCCAGCCUGGCUCCUGGUCUGCCAUGAGGGCUGGAACCCUGCCCUGGGUAUGAGGAUCUGCCAGAGCCUUGGGCAUCUUAGACUCAUUCACCAUAAGGGAGUCAACCUGUCUGACACCAUGCUCAACAGCUUCCAGAAGUUUGCUCGGCUCUCUCCUAGUCUGGAGGGCCUCCUGAAGGAGGUGUGGCAGCUCAGGGACAACUGUUCUUCUGGUCAAGUUGUUUCCCUCAAAUGCUCUGAGUGCGGCACAAGGCCUCUGGCUUCCCGGAUAGUUGGUGGGCAUGCUGUAGCUCUUGGGCGCUGGCCAUGGCAGGCCAGUGUGACCCUUGGCUCCCGACACACAUGUGGGGGUUCUGUACUGGCGCCCCACUGGGUGGUGACUGCUGCGCACUGCAUACACAGUUUCAGGUUGUUCCGCCUGUCCAGCUGGCGGGUUCAUGCAGGACUGGUCAGCCAUAGCACCAUUAAGCCACACCAGGGGGCUAUGGUGGAGAAAAUCAUCUCCCACCCCCUCUACAGUGCUCAAAGUCAUGACUAUGAUGUUGCCCUUCUGCGUCUUCGGAUACCACUCAACUUCUCAGAGACUGUGGGCGCUGUGUGCUUGCCAGCUGAGGAACAGCAUUUUCCAAGUGGCUCGCAGUGCUGGGUGUCUGGCUGGGGCCACACCGACCCCAGCCAUACCUACAGCUCAGACACCCUGCAGGAUACAGUGGUGCCCCUGCUCAGCACCCAGCUCUGCAACAGCUCCUGCAUAUACAGCGGGGCCCUCACCCCUCGCAUGAUGUGUGCUGGCUACCUGGACGGGAGGGCUGACGCAUGCCAGGGGGACAGCGGAGGGCCCUUAGUUUGCCCAGAUGGGGGCAAGUGGCACCUUGUGGGUGUGGUCAGCUGGGGACGUGGUUGUGCAGAGCCCAAUCACCCAGGUGUUUACGCCAAGGUGGCUGAGUUCCUGGACUGGAUCCACGAAACUGUGCAACAUCUGCUAGACCAGCUCCUAGGAAGUGAAGAGAAGGGAAUGGCCUGGGUUGGCUCUGUUCCUGUGGGCCAGUUGCUGGAAUGUAGGGGUGGAAUUGGUAGCAAGGAAGGACGGGAAGAUUCAGGUCCAGAGAAGUAUUAA
Molecule: messenger RNA, 1491 nt
Organism: Urocitellus parryii (Arctic ground squirrel)
Lineage: Eukaryota; Metazoa; Chordata; Mammalia; Rodentia; Sciuridae
Gene: Tmprss5
Product: transmembrane serine protease 5
Biological process (GO): proteolysis
Cellular component (GO): membrane
Molecular function (GO): serine-type endopeptidase activity
Source: RefSeq, a predicted model, not a curated record